UUAAUCCUGAUCCAGGAUCAGAGGACAGAGGAGGAGAGACCAGAUCGAUAAACCUGACGACAGACAGACAGAGAGACAGACAGGUGGAUUCAGAGUCCCAGUGGGAGGAAACUGUCUCUGCAGCUUCAGUUUUGUUGGAGGAGGAGAUUCAUGUAACUGAUCAGUGACUGCAGUGAAGAGGAGAUGAUUAAAGAGGAAUAACAGCAUCGGAGGAAGAUGAGGAGAAAAGAGGAGAAACAUGAAACCACAGGAGCUCCAUCUGGUGUUGGUGGCUGAGUCCUUGUGAGGUGGUGGUGGGUGGAGCUUAGCCCUCCGAGCCACCGUCUGGUAGUUGAGCUGUGAUGAUCGCCACCGGUGGUCUUCUGCGGAUCAACGCAAGGCGGCAGGACUCUUUACGAUCAAAACCACGCAAUGCUCAAACUCACAAGAGGAAGAGCAAGAAGAAGAGGAGGAGCGAGGUGGUGGUGGUGAAAGGAAAGCUAAAGCUUUGUUCGGCCUCGGGUCUGGUUGCUGCUGUGGGUAUCCUGGUCCUGCUUGUGGGUGUGGUCAUGGCAGCUUUGGGCUACUGGCCUCGAGAUGGGCUGUUCUUCACUGCUCAGCCACCAGAGGGCACCGUCAUGGCCCCAGGGUCCACCACCAGCUCCCCUCCUGGACCUGCUGAUGCUCAGGAGGAAGAUGAAGAGGGUUUUAACAGCACACAAAGUACCAACGGGACGACUCAGAUCCUUCCUCGAAGCUUCCUGGAGGAUUUUCUGGACAGGUAUCUGUACUCUGAUAGGCUGAAGGUCUUCGGUCCUCUCAUCAUGGGCAUUGGGAUCUUCCUGUUUAUUUGCGCUAAUGCUGUUCUUCAUGAGAACCGGGACAAGAAGACAAAGGUCAUCAACUUGAGGGACAUUUACUCCACUGUCAUUGACCUCCACAGCCUCCGUAAGCCCGCCUCCUCCUCCGCCUCCACCAAUCCACUCAACGGCCUCGUCAAUUACAUUCAAUCAAAGAGCCUGGAGGCCAAACCGCGGGCGUAUCCGGCCUCGCUGUUGAGUAAGAAGGACGGAGGAGCAGGAGGAGCAGGAGGAGCAGGAGGAGUGUUCAGUAUUUACCAGGAGCACAGACUCUCCCUGCCUCCCAGCUUUAGCCCCGCCCCCCGCUCCCCUCACUGUGCCUCCCCACAGAAGGAGGUGCUCAGCUCCUUCACACUGCCACUGCGACGGCCACGCCCUCCGGCGUUGAAGAGGAGACACUCUGCCACAGGAGGAGAAGGAACAUACUCUCCACCUCCCCUGGGCUCCUCAACCCCUCCACCUGAACCACCAACAGCAGCUCCUCCUCCCUCACUCACCUCCUUCCAGGAGGUGUGGCCAGAUGGUUCUCAGGCCCUCCUCCUGUCCUCAUCCACCCUAAGCCCCUCCCACAUGUCCCUGUCCUCCCUGUCCCACCUCCUGUCCUCUUCCUCCUCCACGCCUACCAGGAGGCGGAGUCUGCCGGUCGCUAGCAGCUCCACGGCAUACUGUAAACUGACCCACGGUGAGGGUGAAUCCUUUGGUUCCACCGAGACCUCCCCCCAGGGUGGAGCCCAGAUGCCAGAGGAGGCAACAGCACAGAGGUGGAGGUUCUCCAACAUAGAGAAGCUGCAGAUGAUCUCACAGGUAGACUGUGGACUGAGGAGGACUGAGGAGGACUAAGGACAGGAACUGAGGAGGACUAAGGAUGAGGACUGAGGAGGACUAAGGAUGAGGACUG
This is a messenger RNA of Sphaeramia orbicularis (orbiculate cardinalfish), 1737 nucleotides long. RefSeq names its product transmembrane protein 200C-like. Bases 342 to 1679 code for a protein of 445 amino acids. The transcript has 6 exons. The record is from RefSeq and is a predicted model, not a curated record. NCBI's taxonomy places the organism in Eukaryota, Metazoa, Chordata, Actinopteri, Kurtiformes, Apogonidae.